This is a messenger RNA of Asterias rubens (European starfish), 5545 nucleotides long. RefSeq lists its product as uncharacterized. The coding region runs from base 203 to 4447 and encodes 1414 amino acids. The transcript has 10 exons. Gene Ontology annotation, molecular function: poly(ADP-ribose) glycohydrolase activity. Gene Ontology annotation, cellular component: cytoplasm; nucleus. Gene Ontology annotation, biological process: regulation of DNA repair; nucleotide-sugar metabolic process; ATP generation from poly-ADP-D-ribose. Lineage: Eukaryota; Metazoa; Echinodermata; Asteroidea; Forcipulatida; Asteriidae. The record is from RefSeq and is a predicted model, not a curated record.
UCAUGUCAAUAGUGCACACACACACACUCGCAACACGAUCGAAAAGCCGGCUUUCUCUCAUCUUUUGGUGAUCAAUUAGGUUGUCAUUGGUCAUCAGAGUCAGUCGCCAUCGCCAGUGUGUGGAGAUCGCAAAGAUCAGAAGUGGAACCCGGUUUGUGAGGUCUGCAUUCACCUUGCCACAUGACGUUCUAGUCUCCAUGUUAUGACAGAGCAAAGCAUGUCUACUAGUGAGGAACCAUGGAGCCUGGAGGGAAGGAAACACACAGUGUCCCUCCCCAGUGACCAGCCCUCCUGGAGCAACGUCAAAACCUCCCUCAAGAAUCUCUCACAGGUCCUGAACACUGAGACCCUCUUGCCUGCUCUCGGGAAGGUAUACCGGGCGGCUCACCCUAGCCAGUUCAAUUGGCACACAGAUGAGCCCCUUAUUGAGACGAGUCACCCUUUUGUUGGGCUUGGGCACUUUCUUGAGCAUGUCGCUUCGGAGACAGAGAGGAGCGUCUUCUUCAGGAGGGUCCUGCCGACGAUAGCGAGGUUGGCGGUGGAGAUGGAGAGAUGGUGCCCAAGAGAUGGAGUGCAGUAUUCAUCACAUCAGGAAGAAUCGCUUCAGAGUCUUGACAGGCGGUUUAUUGCUGCGAUGAUUGCCAAUGCGUUCCUCUGCACGUUCCCCAAGCAGCAGAGUGCCACCAUGAACGGGAUUAAUUUUGACGAGUUCUUUCAGUUCCUUAUUUGUUCUUCCACCAGAAAUUCUCAGGCUGCUAAGCUGCGCUGUUUCCUGAACUACUUUGACAGACUGGCAGCGGUAGACAUGGAAAACAACUUCAGCGGGCAGAUUUCAUACAUCAGACAGGUUUUGCAUGAGGAUGAAACCAUUUCACUGGAGGGGUGGCUGGACAGCAAAGCAGACUUGUGUCCUCUGACCAUUAGGCAUAAAGGCAGGAUAGAACAUGCAGGCAGCCAUGCUUUACAGGUUGACUUCGCCAACCAGUUCAUCGGUCGGGGCACCCUAGGCGCUGGACGCAUCCAGGAGGAAAUACGCUUCUGCACGUGCCCAGAGUUGCUGGGUUGCCUAUCAUUCAUGGAGUGCCUACAGGACAAUGAGGCUAUUGUCGUCACAGGAUUUGAACAGUUUUCAGAAUGCAGUGGCUACAGCAGCACGCUGCAAUUUUGUGGGGAUUUUAGAGACAGAGGGAAGAAGGACGUUACAGGUAAUUUUUCAAACACACUGAUUGCAAUUGAUGCCAUGCCGUGGUCCGGAUAUCUCCAAAACCAAUUCAAGACGGAGCACAUCCUGCGAGAACUGAACAAGGCCUUCACUGGAUUCUGCUACCCGAAGUCAGAAAGAAGAAGCCUUUCGGUUGGACAUGGCGAGGCAGACAGUGGUAGCUACCAGGAUGCACUCGACCAAUCACUGAUCUCGACAGAUGGGACUUUUGAUACAGCCUCUUCUGGAGACAAUGAAAGCCGAAAGUCUUCGUGCAACUCCAACCUUCACGGUUACAGUGGCUCCCUCAGUCGUGCUAUUACAGACAUCGCCAUCAAGGAUGCCACUGGUAGCUUCCCAUCUCUCAACCUCUCCCGAGACGAGUCUAGCCACAACUCUCUAAGCACUGUACUCACCAUGUCCAACGCAUCGACACCGCGUGAUGAAAAUGGACCAAUGCAGAAUGUUGUGUCGGGGUUGUCGAUAGGUCCGCUGGAAGACUUCGCUGGAGGACUUGUCGAUAAGGCCCUGAGGGAAUCCCAGCCUGGAUUGCUCCUAAAACAAGAUGAACCCCGAGCAAUGCAAGAAAAUGGUCUUUCAGUCAAAGAAGUGAUUCUGGUCGAUAGCUCUGGGAGCGGGGAGCCUUCAGAAGGUCAGAGUAAUUUGCAGAGUCAGGCUAGAAGUCUUGUAAGCUGUGCCAUACAAGACGCCGUUGGAGUGAUUGAAGGUGAACAUAAAAGUACCAGCAAGCCACUCGUGUGGACCAGCAACAAUUUUGGCGCUACUCUGCAUAGUAGAGAAGAGGCAGUUAACAAUAACACCACAACUGUGUAUUCAAGUGGACAGGGCAGACCUAUAAUGACAGGUGCAGAGAGUAUUGGUACUUUAUUGAGCAUAGAUAAGGCAACAAUUAGUCGUACAGACAUGCAGGAUCGCCCUAACAAACGAGAGGUUCGUGAUAUUCAUAGGGAGACUGGAAAUGAAUUUGGUGCAACUUUACAAACCACCGAUAUGGUACCAAAUGAUGUUGAGGAUAGAGAGAGGGGAGGGGCUUCACCUUUCAGAAAUGACUCCCAAGUAACACCCUCGUCUCCUGGAAGGGAUUCUCGUAGCAGCAAGGGCUCUCUGGGGGACUUCAGUUUGAUUUCAUCCACAUCCUGUCCAUCAUCGGACAGCUUCGUCAAACUCAACGGUGAAGGCGAUACUUUGUUCAGACAAAGGCACCCAAAUCAACCUUUCUCAGCCGAUAUCAUGGCCAAUGACAUCUUACAAGAUGCUCUGGGAUCUUUGGGGAAGCAUUUUAACAUUUCCUCUGGUAUUCAUAUGACCAGCUCGGGGGAUUCCCUGGAGGAUCUAAGUGAAGUUCAUUCAGCGACAUUCCCGUCGAGAGAUCCUUCGGGAUCCUUUGAGAAUCUUACAAGCGGGGAUCUGAGCAGCAGCUCUUGCUCCGAGUAUGUUCAUGUGAAAGUUGCCAAUUUCAGUGUGGACACCCUUGCCGAGGAUAUCAUAGCUUCGGCCUUUGAGGAGCUAAAUAGCAUGAUCCAUGAAAUGACUGAGCCAUCCCUUAAGGACACUGGGGAACUUAUUGGUGAAAUCUCUCGCCCUAUUGUCCAAGCGAAAGAUGGAAGUGAUAAAGGCAGGACUGGAGCUAGAAGCUACUUCUCGCUCACCGAGGAAGAUAUUAGAAAUGGAAAUACACUUCAAAGUGAACGGCUGAAUGAUCAACAUCAUGGAGCGAUUCCAAGUGCUAGUACUGCAGACAGCUUUGCUGAGAAGUUCAUCGGACAGAUAUUUCAAGAGUCCCUACAGGGAAGGGGGCCGAUUGCAGGAGGGAAUCAAACCACUUCAGAUCCUGGUACACCCCCACCUUCCCCAACAUCACCAACAUCACUUGAAGCCUUCCUGCAAACACCACAGUCACUUGAGAAAUCUUUGGUGACCAUUUCGGAACAGCCAGCAAUCGAAGAGCCCCAGUAUGAUGGAGACAAGAGGCUCUCAAAUGAUUCAUCUGGGACAGAGAGUAGCCAAUCUCGAGAGGCUCGCAUUCGGGAGUGUGCCGAACAACUUGUCGCCAGGACAUUACCGGAGUCAGUAAGGCUGCUCGGAGGCAGUGCUCAGACAACAAGUAGUAACAGCUCCCGGAGAUCAAGUGCCCGGAGCUCUAUACCAAAUAGCUCCAACAGGUCCAGCAUGGACUGCUUCACUGAGGAUCUCCUCAAGAUCGCUAAUAUAGACCCAAUGGGGAAACGACCAAGCCGGACGGAAGAAAACCUUGCUUUCUUUGCGCAGGAGAUCAAGCGCAUGGCAGAGGCAGAGGAAAAAGCUGCCAAGAAACAAAAGGAAGACUUUGCCGACUUCACUAUAGAACUGCAACGCCGUAGCAGUCAAUCACAAGUCCUUGAUGGUGAAUUGAUUCAUGUUAAUUUAAUUGAUUCUCUCGCCGAGAAGCAGUCGAACGAAGUCAUAUCUGACGUCUUCGUUCGGCUCUUUGGAAAGCCAUGGUCAGAAGCUGAACACACUGAUGAUCCCGAACCCGAACCUGAGUCCAAACCAUCUCGCCAACCAACUGAAAAGACUUGUGAACAGUCAGAGUAUGAAGAGCGUGCUUUAAUCCAAGGACGUUCGCCUCGUCGACCUUCAGAGCAGGAUCUAAUCUGCAUGGCAACCAACCUGGCAAACUCGAUCAUCGAGGCUGCUCUCAAAGUCUAUAGAGAGGAGCAUCUGCAUCUUCCAACUACCCAAGGGGGGUACAGAAUGGCUCCCAUCCAUCCCGAAGAAGGGCAUAGUACUCCCUUGGAUACAAAAGGAGUGGCUUCACUUCAGAGUAGAGUUUCAACCCUGGAUGAGUUUGCUUCGGCUACAGCUGAAUCUAUCUUAGACCAGGCCAAGCAGUGUCUCUCUAAAGUACUUAAGGAGAGAGGAGCAAUAGACAAGGAAGAAGUAUCCCCAACUGGUCACAGGCCAAUCUCCACCGGUAACUGGGGUUGCGGUGCCUUUGGUGGCGACCCUCAACUCAAAUCUUUAAUACAGUGGAUGGCUGCUUCCCAGGCUGGUUCCCCACGUCUGAUCUAUUACACGUUCGGUGACGAGCGCAUCUCCAGGCUACAACGGGUGAUUAACGAGACAGAGUGCAGACAGUGGACAGUGGGUGACCUCUUUAGAGCGGUCCUUGACCACAGCUGGUUGACCCUCAAUGUCGACUCCGACCCUCUCAGUUUGUUUGAACGCAUCAUCAAAAGUGUAUGACUUGGAACGUGGUGUCCAUAAAAUUGGGGUUUAGCGAUGAAUUUGGUUUUUGAAACUGAACACCCUUUGUCUUAUCUCGUGAGUGUUUUUGUCAUACUUACUGUCCCAAUUGUCAUUGUUAGCAUUCUUAUUGUCAUGAGCAAUGUCAUUAUCAUUGAUGAUAAUAGUAAGUGUCAUUUGUGACCGCAGAUCCAAAUAUCACUAGAGACUAAUCAGCAUUAUACCGCAGUAAUAAGCCAUCAGCAUUGUCAUUGUUAAACUUAUUGGCCCUGUCGCCAUCAAAAUCAUGCCAUAUUGUCACUGCUGUCUCCUUGCUUUUCGAAUUAUCGAAAUCAUACAUGUACAUGUUUCUAUCUACAUUUACAUUGUAAUGCGGCCAACUUUUGCCAGAGUCGUGGCCACCAAUUCAGACAGUCUAAUUUUGUGUAUAUAGAUUCAGAUGUUUAUGUGGUGGAUUCUUUUAUUUGAGAAAACCAAAUUCCACUGAACUGUACUCAGAAAUAAAUAACAUAUAAAACCUUAGACUAAAAUAUCAAACGAGAACUUAUUAUAAGAUAAUAAAAUACAGCCUAUGUAAAUUUAUCAGGGAUGUUUCCUUAGACCUCUUAAAAGCUCAAAGAGCCCCCUCACUGAGGGUAAAAGAAAGACCUAUGGCUGACGUCAAAUCUGUUACUGAUGAACAUUUUACACAGAUGAAAUAUUACUAAACAGAUUAAUUUUAACUAAACAUACAUGUAACUUAUGAAAAGUAUUUUUUAAAGGCAGUGGACACUAUUGGUAAUUACUCAAAAUAAUUAUUAGCAUAAAACCUUUUUUGGUGACGAGUAAUAGUACAAUUGCGAGUAAUAGUACAAUUGGAAAGACUGCCAAUAUGACGGUAGUGACGGUACACAGACCUUAUCACAAAAUACUUGGUACGUGCGCUGUAGGUGUAGAAUGAGGUGCAUGAUGGACUAGCUAGUGCUCAAGGUUGUCUUAAUACCUUAUCACAAAAUACUUGGUACGUGCGCUGUAGGCGUAGAAUGAGGUGUCAUGGCCGAGCAGUUAAGAGCACCGGAUUCAAGCACUGGUGUUUGAUCAGCAGGGUGUGGGUUCGGA